Molecule: messenger RNA, 1969 nt
Organism: Chaetomium fimeti
Lineage: Eukaryota; Fungi; Ascomycota; Sordariomycetes; Sordariales; Chaetomiaceae
Exons: 2
Coding region: 179-1672 (497 amino acids)
Source: RefSeq, a predicted model, not a curated record
ACGCUCGACGCCACAGCCUAAGGGUGGCAAAGUGGCGUAUUCCAGUGGGUGACGACAGCACAUAGCGUAGUACCUAUCAGGUUGAUGCCCUGAGCUAGUCUUUGUCGGCUAGUAAACUCCUCAACUCCUCGUUCUCGCUGUGGUCCUCUGCAUUAUCUCGCUCCUUCUGGGCCCCGCGAUGGCCAUCCUCCUCAUCCCGGUCCGGGAAACAGCCAUUAUCGACCAGCUUUCGUCCCGCCGCUUUGUCCAGUUAAAUUCCGAGCAUCCUCCCAAUCUCAUCAUCCCACCCCACCCAGCAUCCCCCGGGCGUUACGUUGGCCACCAACCGGCGACACUCUUCCACCGCAAGAACAUUGACCAGCUGGCGGAUGACUUUACUAGGAACAGCGGUCAUGUCUAUCCCUCGGCGAGAAACCGCAUGGUUCGGUCGGAAAUUUGGAUAAACGACUGGCCCGUGUACGGCAGCAUUUGGAUCCCGUGCCGGAAGGUGUUGGACCAACUUCUUACUCAGCUUGGCAGGUAUAGCAUCUCUAUGGUGUUUGACUGGGAUACAUUGGAUCAGAAUCAGCGAGAAAGCAAUGUGAGCGGCAUUGAACUCAGCUCCCUCAACGACCUCGCCCCACGCCAGGACACGACCGAGACGGUCUUUUAUGACGGAGAGUCACUGCCGGAGUCUCUUUAUCAAACAUACAAAUCCGUCCCGGAAAUCGGAUUCAGACGGCACGGUCCUGCCCUUGGUUUCUCCGGCAGUUGCUUCUGGGGCAAUGUUUCCGUCAUGUCCGUUGCAAAAGACAUGUCAGUCCGCUGCUACACCGUCACCGACACGGGUUUAAUGCAAACUUUUCAGUCAUCUUCCCCCAACCCAGAGAAGGAAAUAUCGACGAGAUGCAUUCAAGUUGGCCAAGGUUGGGCCGGGUCAAGAAAUCACCACGGUCAAUUUUAUAUCAACGAGACCAAACCACUAACGAACGAGACUUCUGACACUGUCUCAGUCGACUUCUACUCGCUUUCUCGUAUCGUCUUUUUGAACUCGACAACAAGGAACUGCGGUAUUCCCAUGGUGGACGGCCGGUCAAACCCUCCCUGUGACUGGAACGCCCUAUUUUCCGAAUCCCCAUCGCCGGGGCAUCGGGCUGCUUCUUUGAACCAGCAGGUAGUAGAGUACAGUUACAGAAAUGGCAGCGUGGACGCUGAUGGUUCACAAUUCAAUCCUCACUCGCACGUUUACUCGACUGCCUGGUGCAACUCGGCCUCUCAUCUGGGGUUUGGCACUUACGAACUGGCCGCCACCCGACGUCUCAUCAACGCGACCGGGGACGCGAGGCUUACCAUCGAAACUGAGCCGGAACCCGCAGAACCCGUCUACAUACACCCGGACUGGGUGCUCGCAAGCUGGGAAGUGAGUCACUCAGUGACCGUGCCGGUUGACUCGAACAACCCGGCCGCGACUUUAGUCCUCAACGCAUUGCGCCAGGUUUUCAGUUAUAGAAAUGCGCCUAUGAAGGAUCUAUGGGGCCUCUUCUCCAUUCACGCCAUUAUCAUGAUCAGCGCCUUGGGCAUCAUCGAUUAUGACGAGCUACCCCUUAAUGAUGCCGACCCGGAAAGUACGAGCACCAACCGGAUUCUUGACAACUUCAUCACCUCCGAGAUCCUGUGCCGUCGUCGGACUUAGCAUAGCUCUAAGCCUUGCCCCAUGGCCGUUUACCACCCAACCUACCGGCCUGAGCUUGUUCAGGGGGGCUUUCACGCAACACCCGGCGGAGAAACUAGGGAGUCUUUCGGUUAAAAAGGUCGGCUGGCUUCCUUACAAAUUUGUCACGGGACAAAAUAGAGAUGAUGUCAAGGAUGAUAAAGAAGAGGACGAAGAACACUCGCAGCUUGGGUUGUCCGGAGGGGUGAACAAUGGUCUAGACGUUCCACCACACCCGGCCGCGAAGCCAGAGACCCGUAAAUAUAGAGGUCGCCUGUU